AUGACAAAUGACUCGAUUGAUAAAUUCUCCACCAAAAGUGAAGCAAAAGAUACAGUCCUUAAAUUCUCUUUGGAUUCUGUUCAAGGCUACUCUGGAAACUUCGCACCUGAAUUCGUCAAAAAGGAACUUAGUGGUCGUGACGAUGUCGAAACUGUCGAAGAAGAUUCUGUUGUAACCGCAAGUUAUGUUAUUCCUUCAAACAACCUUUUCAAAAGAACAGCAGUAAAAACCAACCUCCCAAAUUUGGAUCGUAUUGAUCAAGCUAAAUUCCCAGGAGAUGGAUCCUUCACUUUCCCCGAUACUGCUGGUCAAGGUGUAAACGCUUUCAUUGUAGAUACUGGUAUUGACAUCAAACAUGUUGAAUUCGAAAAACGUGCUAAGAUAGGUGGUAAAUUCUGUGACGGUAGAGGUUGUGAUACCGAUAAUGAUGAUAAUGGCCACGGCAGUCAUGUUUCUGGUAUAGUCGGUGGAAAAACCGUUGGUGUCGCUAAAAAAGUCUCUCUUAUUGCCGUCAAAGUACUUGAUGCCGAUGGUAGCGGUUCAAACACUGGUGUCAUCGCCGGUUUAAAUUUUGUUCUUGAUCAACACAAAAAAAAUAAAAACAAAAAUUCAGUAGUCAACAUGUCAUUAGGAGGUGGUAAAUCCGAUGUACUUAAUAAGGUUGUUCAAUCAUUAGUUAAAGCUGGUAUUCACGUAGUGGUAGCUGCUGGUAAUGAAUCUCAAGAUGCUUGUAACACAUCACCUGCCUCCACUCCUGAAGCUGUGACCGUUGCAGCUCUUGAAGAUACACAAGAUAAACUUACCGACUUCUCAAAUGUUGGAAAAUUUGAAUCUGCAGAUGACGGCACAACACAAUGCAAAUCAUCAUUUAAAACUACCAAUUAUCCUACUUCUUCAACAAAAAGAUACAUUGUCGUCUUAAAAACCGCAGAAGUUGGCAUCAACGCUGUUAAAAAACAUGACAAAUGGUUAAAGAAUUGCUGGAAUAUAAAAACAGACUCGAUUGAUAAAUUCUCCACCAAAAUUGAAUCUGCAGAUGACGGCACAACACAAUGCAAAUCAUCAUUUAAAACUACCAAUUAUCCUACUUCUUCAACAAAAAGAUACAUUGUCGUCUUAAAAACCGCAGAAGUUGGCAUCAACGCUGUUAAAAAACAUGACAAAUGGUUAAAGAAUUGCUGGAAUAUAAAAACAGACUCGAUUGAUAAAUUCUCCACCAAAAGUGAAGCAAAAGAUACAGUCCUUAAAUUCUCUUUGGAUUCUGUUCAAGGCUACUCUGGAAACUUCGCACCUGAAUUCGUCAAAAAGGAACUUAGUGGUCGUGACGAUGUCGAAACUGUCGAAGAAGAUUCUGUUGUAACCGCAAGUUAUGUUAUUCCUUCAAACAACCUUUUCAAAAGAACAGCAGUAAAAACCAACCUCCCAAAUUUGGAUCGUAUUGAUCAAGCUAAAUUCCCAGGAGAUGGAUCCUUCACUUUCCCCGAUACUGCUGGUCAAGGUGUAAACGCUUUCAUUGUAGAUACUGUUGAAAUGGAUACUGCAAGUUUCUUUGCAUCUUUAGAUCCUCACCUGAGGCAAACAGUUUUACUUGAGCAAGAUGACAUGGUUUUAGCAUCAUUGCCUCCAGCGAUUGCUGCAGAAGCCAAUGCAUUACGUGAAAGAGCAAGUCGUAGAUACACAAAUGCAGUUAGAUCAAGAACACUUACUAGUUCUGUUCCACAAAUACCAACACCUAAAAAACCUGCAGUUCAACGUGAUGCAGUUAAACUUGUUGACACUCAAGGAUUAUCUACAUUAGUCAGAUUAUUAUUCUUGCCACAACCAUUAAAUAAUAAAAAUUUACUACAUAAAUUAUUGCUUAAUCUUUGCGAAAAUAGCAACUCACGUGGCGAAUUGGUAUCAAUGUUACUAUCUGUUCUAUUUGACGGAAGCGGCGAUGUAGCAUCUGUUGAUAAAAGUUUUGCUCAAAUGUCUAUAAAAAACAAAGGAUCAACAUCAACGAAAGGUUUAACUAGGAGACAUUCAGGGGUACCUAAUCCUUCACUUUCUCAGAUAACUCAAGCAGCAGGAGAAAAUGUUCCCAAUUUAAUAGCUCAACGUUGUUUAGAAGCUUUGACUUUUAUUGUUAGUUAUAACGAAGCAUCUGUCACGUAUUUCUUAAUGGAACAUGAAAACAAUAUCGGGCUUAAAAGAACGAAUAGUCGUAAGGGAAAAGAAAAACAAAAAUCUGUCACAAGCAAAUAUCCUGUAGUAAUAUUACUUAGCCUUUUAGAUAGACAAGUAUUCAUAAGAAAUACAUCUUUAAUGGAACAAUUAAUGACUCUACUUUCAUUUGUCUUACGACCAUUAUCAUCAAUUGCAAAAAAUAAUCAACCCAAUACCACCACCACAAAUACAUCCAACACUACCAAUAACAAUAACACAACUAAUGCAACCACUUCAACGGCUGAGAUUGAUUCAAAAUGUAAUAGCAUGCCAAGUGCUUUUGAAGAGAAUGAUGGGUUUAACAAAGAUAGAUUAUUACAAACAUUUGCAUAUCAUUGGCAUAAUCAAUGGGAAAAGAAACCAGGUAGUUUAUUCAGAUUUUUGGAAGAAAGACAUAAAGUCUUGGAUCUUGAAUAA
Molecule: messenger RNA, 2622 nt
Organism: Entrophospora sp. SA101
Lineage: Eukaryota; Fungi; Glomeromycota; Glomeromycetes; Entrophosporales; Entrophosporaceae
Source: the annotation of a GenBank genome assembly